UUAAAUAAAUAACCUUAAGUACCAAUGAUGAAAAAGUUUUCAUUCUGUGCAAUAUGAGAGCAUUUUUUUCUUGAAUGCCUGCUUAUAUACUUUCAUAAAUUAGGUAUUAGUAAAAUGGGCGAUAAAAUUAACCUAAUUGCGAUCGUUUUGUUCUUGUGCAUUAGUUGGGUAAGUUUGUUACACUGCUAUUACCGGCUACUCGUUACAUAUGCACGGCUUAAUGCGAUAAUUGAUUAAUAAAUAACAUUAUGUAGGUAGGUAAGUAUUUGCGAAUUUUUUUAAGCUAAAGUCUUAACUUCACAUAAGUAAUGUUUAAACAGUCGGUGUGAGUAGAGUGCUAUGAAUUUCGUUCAUUUUUUGAUAAUUUUCGAUAACUCAUUUUGUAGAAUACCGCCUUCCCCUUGAAAAAUGAAUUGAGACGGGCAUCACAAAAUAGAUCAGGGCCAUCCAUACUAUAAUGAUUCCUUUUUGAAUUAAUUUUUCUAUAAAAUGAUUCUUCUUUUUAAAACCAUGCAUUAUAGAAAUUUAUAUAAGCUUUUAUAUAUUUUUUGAGAAUUGGUUUUCGACCAGAUAUCGCCUAGCAUGCCUAUAUCUACACGAUACCUAUCGAUUCAAAAGCAGUCUCGAUUUGACCUUUUUUGGAGCCUCCGGCGAGUUUUUAAAUUUCUCUAAAAAAUUCAAAUUGCCCUGGACCGAUUAGUGGAUAGAAAUACUUUGGAUACAACUGCAGGGUAGACUAAAAAAAAAUGUUAUUUGAAGGUGUUGUCUAGCUUCAAAAAUGAGAGGACAAAAUCCGUUUUCAAAAUUCAAGCGUCAAGAGCCAUAAUCCAAUUUUGACCAAGAGGGUCGAUAGUACCUACCUACUUCAAAUAAAUGGACAAAAUUACCUAUUGUGAGUUUAUGACUUUCUGCUUUAUUUGAAAAUUGAACGAAGUGUGAAUUAAUUUUAAUUUUUUUUCAGAUUAUCGCAACGAUAAAAAUCAUUACAGAGAUGAAUAGUCCGUUGAAAAAAACAAUUUUGUUUUGAUCAAUUUCAUUUCUUACUCUACGAUUUAGAAAGUUGUUAUGGGAAUAAAAAAGUUGUAAAGAGCCUUUCAGGUUAUAAGAUAGUGAAAUUCGCACUUUUUGCUCUCACUCCGCUCUGGGCCUGCUUGCUUUGCAUUUUCAAAUUUGACAUUUUUCAACAACAGCUUCAUUCAAGUUCUAAAAUUUUGAGCUAAAAAAGUGAACAAAUUUUCAAAAAAGAUCGUUUUUUUUACCUCUCGAAAUACGAAUUAUUAAAAGCUUUUGCCUUCACUUUACUCGAGUCAAUUUCUAUCUCUUCUCUAAACCAAAAAAAUCCAUUUUUGAAUCUUCCAUGAAUUCAAAAGGGAAAAUAUGAAUUUUUCAUAAGCCCAAAGGCGAAUUAUGUCAAUUGACGAAAUUGUCGUUUCAUCUUUUGUUUCUGUUUGAAAACCUGUCAUUUUGGAUUUUAUUCGGUAAAAUUGGUAUUUUUUUCUUAUUGUAAAUUUUUUGUCCGCCCCCCCCCCCAAGAAAAAAUCUCAUAUUUUUGCUAUUAAUAAAUACCUAUUGAAUAGAAAGACAAGAACAAAAAUAAAUCGCACAACACACAUUCAAGUUUCCAAACCUGGGGUAAAAAAAAAACAGAACGAGAAAGAUUCUUGAGUGGGAAGAGAAAAAUGUUUGGGGCCUCCCAUUCGGUGCAUCCGCCAGGGGCCCCAAACCGACCCAGUCCAUCACUGUAAUCCACAUUGUUACGCUCAGUUUGGGAGGGAGGGGGGUAGUAGUUUAAGGUUAAAAACUGGUGCUACACGCGUAAAAAAUUGGGACUUUUUUUUACUCAAUAAAUUCAGAUGGUGCUACACACGGGAGAAUUCCAAGCUACCACCACUGUCCGUUAUACAGGGUGGACAGAAAAAUAUCGUGAACCCCAGAGAAAGUGUUUCAUUAAAAAAAUAGGUUGGCGACGUGAAAUAGAUUUAGUGGAAAGUUAUCAUUUCAGUCCAACAACCAAUCAUAUGCUAUCAUUAUUAUCAUAUUCACUGUGACAAACAAAUAUUUAGCAGAAAACUUUUUUAGGGGUUCAUGAUAUUUCUGUCCACCUUGUACAUUUAUAUGUAUGUAGUAAGUAGGUACUAACUUAGAUAGUAAAAGUAUUCGUUUUUCAGCCUGUGUUUUUCAUUUUAUCCAGAUUUACUGCAAUGAUUUGGAGUACAAAACUUUUCGUUGUCGUAAUGGAACGUAUAUCAGUGACCAUUUGGUCUGUGAUAACAAAACAGAUUGUAUCAACGACGGAAAUGAUGAGCAUUCUUCACUGUGUGCACACUACACGGUUCGUUGUGGCCCAGGAAAGUUGAGCUGUACUUUUAACAAAUGCAUAAAUGUUACUGCUCGAUGCAAUACGAGACCAGAAUGCGAUGAUGCGAUAGAUGAAGAAAACUGCGGUGAUGAAGUUGACACCUACGACUGUGAAUUACGUAAUGGAAAAUAUUUAUGCCAGGAUGGAUUAAGAUGCUUGGAUUUUAGUCACACUUGCGAUGGUGUUUGUAAUUGUUUUGAUUGCUCCGAUGAAAAAAGCGGAUGCUCACAUGGCAAGUUCGAGUACCUAAGUACUUGUAUUACAAUUACUUAUCUAUUGUUUGUACCUUAAACCUUAUCCUGGUUCAUAUUUCGUCCUUACGGAGGAAAAUCUGAUUAUACAGAUGGAUACGCAGACUUAAUCUCAAUGGAGGCUUCUCAUCAGGCUUGUUUCAACACUCCCAAAGGACCUAUUUGUUGUUCAGAAUUUGAUUCCACGUGUCAAGAAUGUGACUCGAACGAAAUUUGUGCCCACAAAUGCGUUCAAUUAGGAAAUAAAACUGGAUGCAUCUGUGAUGAAAAUUAUGUAGGAGUUCCUGGUACCAAGAAUGCCGAAUGUUUUCCAAGCAAUAACGCUGCAAAGGAGAAGCUGUUGGUGUUCUUGUCAGAUAACCACAUUCAAGCAUUAAAUCUUUUUACCAAUACGAAUUUCACGGUUAAAAAUUACCCCGACAAUUUUGGUUUUUGGGCAACUGCGCUUACUGCAUUUCAAGAUCAUGUUUAUCAUGUACACAGCUACCCGGAUGCUCCUCCCGGUAAAGAGAAUCAAACUAUUACUAUUAAAGAUGCAGUUCCGUAUACGUCCGUAUUCAAAACGUCCAUUACCAAGAACGAAACUCACGAAAUCAUGAAAGUCGGAACUGAAGAAAUUUCUACAAAAAUCAAUUCACUUGCUGUCGAUUGGAUCACUCAUAAUAUAUAUUUCGCCACGUACAACUUCAUAUUAGUUUGUUCGAAUGACUGUCGUAUAUGUGAGCAGAUGAAAUCUGGCGGAGCGCAAUUCAUCAAUCUGGCCUCUCGACUUGGAUUAAUGUUCUGGGUUUCGGAUGAUCGUUCGAAACUAAUGAAGUCUUCAAUGGAUGGAUCAGAUCAGAUUUCAAUAUUUAAUUUCAGUCCUACUUUAUUGAAAACAAACUAUCUUAAACUAGAUAUGAUGACAGUUGAUGAGCUGACUGAAAGAAUAUACUGGCGUACGCAUUAUGAUGAUAAUAUUAUACAUUCUGUAAAUUUUAACGGAGGAAAGAAAGAGGUUAGGCCACUGAAGUUCAAACUAUAUUACUGGGAAUCAGAAUUUACUCAUGGUUCAGAUUACUUGUAUUGGGACAUGGGCAUUUAUUAUGAAGAAGAAUUUUUUUUCAUUGUGCCGGACCCGGAUGGAACUUUUGAUAGAAGAAUCUGCAGUAUAGAAAAUAGAACUAAUACUCUUGCGGCGCGGUUUCCGGUUCCAAAAAAAUACGGGGAAAAUUACAAAUUUAGGAAAGGUAGCGAAUACAGGCCAAAAAUGUUAUACGUGUAUAAUCCCCACCUUCAAUUUACAAAAAUUCGGAAUCCUUGUCCAGCAUCUUGCGCUGGAUUAUGCUUAACUCGUCCGUCUUUGAGUAAAGGUUUGUUGAACUACACGUGCUUGAAUGAGACUACAUUUAUGAGACCAACUAAGAUCUACAAUACGGGUUCCAACAUCAGAACAGAAACGUUGAAAAUUUCGAGUAUCGUUGUCAUGUGCGGGUUUCUACUCCGGCGUUAUCUCAAUAAUUACAAUUCUGAUAUGUUUUAAAAUCAUCUGACCGAUUACUUUAUCGAAACUGACAAUUUGAUUAAAGGUCUGCUGCUUCAAGAAUUUCACCUCUUUAGGUACAUACCACCUAAUAUUCCUGAAUACAAAAAAUUUACUCAUCUCUGUCUGAACAACUCUCCCUUAUGACAACUACUUCCAGUUCCAGAGGAACUGAACCGCUCGAAUUAAUUGAAACUAAAUAUGUACUUGGAAUUGACAGGACAAGACUAUUUAAAAGAGCACCCCUCGACCAAAAAAUUUUAUGGUCACAGUCAUUUGAGAUUAUAUUCACAUUUAUUAGUGUCGAAAAAUUGUCUCAUAUUUAGCCAAAAAACAGCAUUUCUCUUUACUUAUUCAACAUUUUCAUUCUCAUGGUUUGAAUUCUUUAUUCAAAAAUAUUUUUUUAAAAAAUUAAUAAGUACCUAAGUACUCAUUUUCUAGUAAUUUUCCCAACUGUACCUACUUAUCUUACCUAGGUCUUUAAUAUUAGCUUUUUUAUGUACUUAUUGUAUAAUUUUCUUUUUAAUUUGUAGGUAACAAUAAGAAUAUUAAUCCUUAAUUGAUAAUUGAAUAAAUUUUGAAAUUUUUCCAAUACCUAAAGUAA
Planococcus citri (citrus mealybug) is the source of this 4736-nucleotide messenger RNA. RefSeq names its product vitellogenin receptor Yl-like. The transcript is spliced from 9 exons. The coding region runs from base 2726 to 4132 and encodes 468 amino acids. The record is from RefSeq and is a predicted model, not a curated record. NCBI's taxonomy places the organism in Eukaryota, Metazoa, Arthropoda, Insecta, Hemiptera, Pseudococcidae.